This is a messenger RNA of Phlebotomus argentipes, 1139 nucleotides long. It is a transcript of the gene Nup62, whose product is annotated as nuclear pore glycoprotein p62. Gene Ontology annotation, biological process: protein import into nucleus; RNA export from nucleus. The coding region runs from base 57 to 1130 and encodes 357 amino acids. NCBI's taxonomy places the organism in Eukaryota, Metazoa, Arthropoda, Insecta, Diptera, Psychodidae. The record is from RefSeq and is a predicted model, not a curated record. Gene Ontology annotation, cellular component: nuclear pore; nuclear pore central transport channel. Gene Ontology annotation, molecular function: structural constituent of nuclear pore; phospholipid binding. The transcript is spliced from 2 exons.
UGGAUGCUGGUUUUUCGCGAAUUUCCUUAAUUUCCCAGCAAAUAAUCAACACAAUCAUGAACAAUCCAAGUGGAGGAACAGGAUUCACAUUCGGCUCCCCAUCGACUCCCGGAUCCAUAACUUUUGGCACCACAGGAGGAGGCGAUGCGGGUCUUAAGCCACAAUCCACGCCACUCCUCUUCUCCGCCACACCUGCGACGACAAGCAGUGGCGCCAGUCUGUCCUUUGGCACCUCCGCAACGUCCGGAAUCGGCACCGCGAGCAGCACUGCGUCUCCCUUCGCGGGAUUCACGCCAGUCAUCACGUCUGCAGCCACAACUGCAGCCGCUCCUGCCGCGGCGGGCUUCCAGCUCCCAUCGGCAGCGCCCGCGGCCACCACGGGCGCCAGCCUGUCCUUCUCGAUGCCCGCCGCGACCACGGCGAGCUUCAGCGGCUUCCGCAUUCCCACCACGGCCACCCAAGCGGGCGUCACGGUGCCUGGCCAGCAGAGCACCCAGGGCGCGGCUGUGAAUCUCAACACGGCCACCGUGACGACGGCCUCGUCGCAGCAGAGCGCCGUCGGGCAGCUGAACCUGUGCCAGCUGGAGGAGUGCAUAAACAAGUGGACGCUGGAGCUGGAGGGCCAGGAGAAGGUGUUCACCAACAAAGCCACGGAGAUCAAUGCCUGGGAUAAGAUCCUCACGGAGAACGCGAAGAAGAUCGUGAACCUGCACGAGUCCGUGGAGAGCGUGACGGCGGAGCAGAAAGUGCUGGAGCACGAGCUGGAGAUCAUCGCGGCGCAGCACUCGGAACUAGAAGAGUGCAUCAAGCCGCUGGAGAGCGAGCUGGCCAAGAUGGUGCAGGUGGACGGAGAGCGCGCGCAGACGUACAUGCUGGCCGAGAACCUGGACACGCAGCUUAAGCAGAUGUCCGAGGAUCUGAAGGAGGUGAUUGAGCACUUGAACGAGGCCAACAAGGAGCGCGACCCCAACGAUCCCAUCGUACAGAUCGGCAAGAUCCUGAACGCCCACAUGAGCUCGCUGCAGUGGAUCGAGUCCUCCACCACGGCCAUCUCCAGCAACCUCGAAGAGAUUCCCAAGCUCCUGGAGACCAUCAAGAGGGACAACGACCGCUCGGCGUGGAUGAAGUAGUUUCCGAUU